Molecule: messenger RNA, 1029 nt
Organism: Amphibalanus amphitrite
Lineage: Eukaryota; Metazoa; Arthropoda; Thecostraca; Balanomorpha; Balanidae
Product: melanocyte-stimulating hormone receptor-like
Exons: 1
Coding region: 1-1029 (342 amino acids)
Biological process (GO): G protein-coupled receptor signaling pathway
Cellular component (GO): plasma membrane
Molecular function (GO): G protein-coupled receptor activity
Source: RefSeq, a predicted model, not a curated record
AUGUCGGCGGCGGCAGAGGCGGGGCUCGGCCUGGUGGUCUCUGUCAGCUCGCUGGUGCCGGUGGUCAUCAUCGCCCGCCGCCGGCAGCUGCGCGCCUCCUCCAUGUACCAGGUGCUGGCCAGUAUGGCCGUCGCCGAGACAGUGGUGGGCGCCCUCUCGGCCACCAUUGGCUCGCUGAAGCUGCUGGACGCGCUGCCGCCCGCCUGGCUGUGCGUGGUGGGCGUGUUCUUGCGCUCGUCCACCGCUACAUCGACGGUGGUCUGUUUCCUGGCGCUGAGCGUGGAGCGAUACGUGACCGUGGUGCACGGUCUGCGCUACUUUGUCCUGAUGACGGACACAAGACGCCGUAUUCUGCUGGCUGCUCAGUGGAUCUGCACGGCGCUCUUCUUCCUGUUCGGCGUGUCGCUGCGGCUGGCGCUCGGCGUGGGCUCGUCAGCGCAGAUGUGCGACCAUUGGUUCAGCAUUCCGCCGGCGUACCGACUCACCACAUCCGCAUUCGUCAUGGUCACCUACACGACCAGCAUGGUCAUCAACGUGCUGAUCGGCUGGGCGGGCGUGCGGCAGGGCCGGCGGAUCCAGCAGCAGGCGGACAGCGUGCUGCGCAGGGCCAACUCGGCGCGACUGUUCCGCCACCGCGGCUACUACGUCCUCCUGGUGAUGUCGCUGAUGUUUCUCGUCCUGAUCGUCCCGAACGUGGUGGUGAACGUGCUGCAGGCCACCGGGCUGGCACGGCUUGACACCGCUCACCGGGUCACCACCUUCAUGAGGCUGUUUAGCAUGAUCACCGACGGCUGGGUGCUCGCGCUACUCUGUCCCAAGAUGAAGGUGGAGCCGGUGACGGCCGCACAGCGACAGAUCCCGGUGCUGCCCAGCAAGGAACCCCGCCGCUACGUCCUGGCGUCACGCAUGACGAACAUCAUCCGCAGCACGGCGGAAACCACCGGGCACGCCGACCCGCUCAUCCUGAAGGUGCGGCUCUCAGAGAGGAGCCUGACCAGCUCCGGCCGCAUGCCCGAUGUGGAAAUAUAA